Molecule: messenger RNA, 2370 nt
Organism: Rhipicephalus sanguineus (brown dog tick)
Lineage: Eukaryota; Metazoa; Arthropoda; Arachnida; Ixodida; Ixodidae
Product: piggyBac transposable element-derived protein 3-like
Exons: 2
Coding region: 423-2174 (583 amino acids)
Source: RefSeq, a predicted model, not a curated record
CCAUGUUAUUGCCACAUGGAUGUGUGGCGCCCUCUGAUUUGUAACUAAGAAAUCGACGAAGAGAAAAAAGAAGUUUGGCGCACAAAUCUCUGCAGAGCGCUCUACAACGCGACUUCAGAGUUCGAACAUCUGUUUCCGGGUAAGCAUUCGUUGUUCUCUCUCUGGCUUUUUGCAAUUGCUUAGAAAAAUGCCUCACUUUCCUCGUUGUCAAAUUAUAUAAACGGCGCUGCUAAUUUGGGCCCGUACGGGCGCGUGAGGUGUUUGUUGCCUACAGGCAACACCAGGCACUAUGCUGUGUUUCUCAUCCCGCUGAGGUUGCGCUGUGCAAUUUUGUCUGGUAGCGCGCUCCUCUGCCUGCACUGCUUCCAUUAUCGCUGCACCACCUCACGCAGGACACGCAGACAAAGCAACGAUUUCGAAGAAUGGACCCGGGUGCAUUUUAUGGAAAAUUUGCUGCGAAAGUGCCCCCUGACUACAGUGAUGACUCUGACCUGGAUUCAUCGAGCGACGAAGAGCCUGAAAACGCUGUUUUAGCCCGGACAACACCGCCAGCUGACAGUGAGGAUGCAGAGGUCUCAGGAGCUCCAAGCACGGCCAGUAUCGACAAUGCGCUUGAAGAAAUCCCCAAGCCUUCGAAGGAUUCUCCCACAUGGAAGGCUGUCCGAGGCUCCUCGAGUAAUGCCAUGCCUGAGUGGAAAGACGUACCACCCUACCCAUCCCCGGUGGAGUCUCCCAUCACCUAUUUCAGAAACUUCUUUGACGUGACAUUCCUGUCUCACAUCUGUGAGCAGUCCUCCCUGUAUAGCGCUCAGAGGAAUCCAAACAAAGUUGCUUCAAUGACAGUCAAUGAUUUAGAGCAGUUCAUCGGUACAGUGCUCACUAUGUCGCUUAUGAAGCUGCCUCAAACACGCAUGUACUGGUCGCAGAGGUUCCGAGUCAGUCAAGUCGCCGACACCAUGACGAGAGACAGGUGGGAAGAAAUCAAGCAGUCGCUGCAUUUUAGUGACAACCAGGAAGCACCAGACCAGAAUGACCCCGAACGUGACAGGCUUUACAAAGUGCGGCCCCUGUUGGACCACCUGGUCGCCAAAUGCCGCGAGAUACCAAAAUCUCAAAAGCUAUGCGUUGAUGAGCAGCUGGUGCCGUUCAAAGGCCGCAGCUCAUUGAAGCAGUAUUUGCCCAACAAGCCCAAAAAAUGGGGUUAUAAGCUUUUCCUUCUCUGCGAUGAACGCGGCAUAAUGUACAACUUUGAAGUUUACACAGGCAAAAUUCUUCCUCAGCAAGGUUUUCCCGACAUCGGCGCAAGUGGCAACAUCGUCCUGCGAAUGGCGAGUAUCGUGCCCCGCGGUCUAGACUACAUCUUGUAUUUUGACAACUGGUUUUGCGGCGUGGACUUACAAGUAGUCCUCAAGAAGGUUGGAAUCAGUUCCGUAGGGACAGUAUGCGAGGCUCGCCUAAAAGGAUGCCAACUUCCAUCCGACAAAGAUCUGAAGAAGAAAGGGCGUGGCUCUUAUGUGGAAAUGGCGACCACAUUUGAAGGGGUGAGCCUGAGGGCUGUCAAGUGGUUUGACAACCGCCCCGUGACUUUACUGUCCACGUUUGCUUCAGCUUCACCCGAGCAGGCCGUGAAGCGCUUCGACAAGAAGACCCGAACGACUGUGAGCAUACCCUGCCCUGCUAUUGUCGGCAUCUACAAUGAAUGCAUGGGAGGUGUUGAUCUUAUGGACAUGCUUGUGGCACUCUACCGCAUCCACGUAAGGUCAAAAAAGUGGUACAGGAGGCUCUUUUUUCAUUUAUUAGAUGUAGUAGUUGUCAACUGCUGGCUCCUCUACCCCCGAGAUGCCACCGCGGCUAACGUGCCUUGCAAGCACCAAAUGACCCUGCUAACAUUCAAAGCAGACAUUGCCUGCACGCUGAGGCAACAGGGAAAGGUAUCAACACCUUCGAGGAAGCGACCAUUGGGCCCAUCAAAAGUCGAGAAUGAAUUGCAGGCGAAGAAGCGGCGCGGGCCAUCAGCUCCUGUUCCAUGCAAGGAGAUAAGGCUCGACACUACUGACCAUCUCCCGAUGUUUUCUGCAAAGAAAGGCCAUUGUAAAUACCCAAACUGCACAGGAAUCACGCGAGUCAUGUGCAGGAAGUGCAACGUACACCUCUGUUUUACUCCAGGAAAGUAGUGCAUGCACAAAUUCCACACUAACCCGUAAGAAGCACGCAGUGAAGCCUACCUUAUGGCUCGUGCCUAGUGUUGCCCACAGGCAACAAAGCUGUAUUUUAGAAACUAUACGCAGAAUUUUUUUUCUUUUUAUGAAAUAUGCUUAGUCUUGUUGCAACAAUUGUAAAUAUGUAGAAAAUAAAUGUUUUCUGCAAGUA